Pseudo-nitzschia multistriata is the source of this 1004-nucleotide messenger RNA. The record is from the annotation of a GenBank genome assembly. NCBI's taxonomy places the organism in Eukaryota, Bacillariophyta, Bacillariophyceae, Bacillariales, Bacillariaceae.
AAUAUCGCUUGAGGAUGAAAUGGUGAAUUUGCGAAUCGUUAGCAAGCAAAUGCUACGAUCGUCCAAAAAGUGCGAGAAGAACGAAAAGGCAGCGUUGCAGAAAUUGAAGAAGGUAAGUCGAAGCCAUUCUGAUAUUGCAAUCCAUUAUGCAGUAUUUCUUCGUUAAUUCUAGUCUAAUGCGAACAGCACACUGUACAAUAGGCUAUUCAGCAAGGAAAUCACGAGGGAGCUCGUAUCUAUGGUCAAGAUGCAAUUCGAGAGAAAAAUCAGGCCCUAAACCAUUUGCGGAUGGCCAGUCGAAUCGACGCCUGUUCGUCCCGCAUCGAAACUGCCGUGCGUAUGGGACAGGUGACAGACGGGAUGAAAGGAGUUGUCAAAGGAAUGGACAAGGGGCUUGCCAGUAUGGAUAUUGAAAAGAUAUCAUCUUUGAUGGAUAAAUUUGAACAACAGUUCGAAGAUUUGGAUGUCAAGACUCAAUAUAUGGAGGGUACAAUGAAUGCCACUACAGCAACUUCGACCCCUGCAGAACAGGUGGACACGUUAAUAGAGCAGGUUGCGGAUGCUAACAAUUUAGAGCUAGGUGAAGCGUUUUCGCAGGCUGGUCCUGUAGGUAAAAAGACACCUACGGUGAAGGAGUCAACCGUGGCAAAACCAGUGGCUGAUGACCUAGAAGCACGCCUGGCAAAUCUCCGAAACUGAGAGYGUUCAUUCGGAUACGAAUGAGAGGUGGUGUAUCGGCGUCGGCGAAAUGAUGCCAAUGUAUCUCGAUUCUGUUACGUCCUCRGGAUCUUCUUUCCGGACGAAAUUCGAUGAUGAUCAACCAUUGGAAAUUUUGAAAUAUUCUACGAAGAAUUAUGAUGUUCUCUCUCUCUUUCUAUCUAUCCAUCUACCGKAUCCAUCUAUCCAUCCAUCAUUCUUAGGUACGGGUGCCGCCCGUACGAUAUGAAACAAGAUUUUUAGAUUAGAAUACGAUUUCAUCAACUGAACAAAGUACUUCACACCAU